GAGGAUGAGUAAUAAUGACAUUUAUACCCGGAAAAGCUUUUAAAAAAAACUAUAAACACAAAUUCCGCAGCUUUAUUAAAACCAGCGUGGGUUUGAAAGCACAACCGGACUGUUUUUAUCAUUAUUUUUUCUAUUGUUAUUUUAGUGCUGGCAAGACCUUCUCUCCCCGUGAUCUGCACACCGUCAGAAGUUCAUUCAAACGUCAGAUAAGAAGACUUCCUCAAUCACACGCGCAGCUCGCGCUAUUCACACUACUCCGUAUACUGUCGCGUUAUUGCAAUGGCGAGAGACUGAUACAGUGAUUAAUCGACCACUUUGGAGAAAGGUCAGCCUUUAAAUCAGUUGCCGAUGGGACAUUAUUUUCUGUAUUGUCAAAAACCAACGGGACCGUUAUUUAAGAACUUCCUCAAAUAGGCGGUGCAUCGUGCCUAAAGGAGCAUGGAGGGCAUUUGUUUCGAGGUCAAACCCAGAGAUGACCCAAUCAAAGAUCAUCCUCUCUGUGCCCAUACACAAUCACUUCCUGGAUCAGAGGAUAAGAGGAAGAAAGAGGAAGGGGGAGAGGAGAUUCAGUACAGGCUAAAUCUGGUUGGAUCUUUGGCCAUCCAUCCACAGACCACCAUGGCCAUGCUCCCCUGGGUGGUGGCUGAGAUUCGGAGGCCCCGGCCGGGGGAGAACAACAGAAACCAUGAAUUCAAUGGCCCUCACUCUCCAGAGUCCAAGGUUCGAGAUCAGCCUGUGGUACUGCAGAUUUCAGCCGAUUCAGUGUGCUGUAUUCUGGACACGGCAGGACCGGGGAAGCCAUGGGACCCAUUGCAGCAUAUGGUUCUGUUUGAUCACAGGCCACAUCGAAUCACCAAACUCAUUCACAACAGCCAGGAGCCCAGCUAUUUUGGCUGUCUGCUCAGAGAGGAGAAGAAAGCAGCCUGCUAUGUAUUCCGCUGCCAGGACCAGCUAAAGGUUCCAGAGAUCAUCAGCACUCUCAGACAGGCUGGCAAAAGUUCUGCCCGACAGGAAGACACUCCCUCAUCUCUGCCUAGCAAUGGUCAGCCAGAUGCCUACUGCUCCACAGCAGCCGAUGCAGCAACAGCCUUUGCUAAGAAGUUUGAGGUGUUGUUCUGUGGGCGAGUGGUGGUGGCCCACAAGAAAGCACCACCCGCACUGAUAGAUGAAUGUAUUGAGAAGUUUGGACGUGUCAGCGUCACAGGAACACUUGCAGCGGGCAUCAGGCGGGCAUUCUCGCUCAAUCAGAUGGCCAAUGGAACAAACGAGGGAGCAGAUGGAGGUGGAAAACGACCUCUGUUUUUCAAACGAGAUCAGAGUUUUCCGUUUCUGCAGGCAUUGGAUGAGAACGGCCUAUCACCGGAGCUCCAGCGACGAGCAGCAGACGGGGCCACCGGGGUCCAACCCACUAGCCUCCAGGAGAACAGAACCAUGCUGUUCACGAUUGGGCGCUCUCAGAUCUUUCUCGUCAGUCCCGACACUAAGAAAGUGGCCAUAGAGAAGAGCUUCAGAGAGAUUUCCUUCUGUUCUCAGGGUAUUCGUCACGUAGACCAUUUUGGCUUCAUAUGCAGGGAGUCGGUGGAAUGUGGAGGCUGCCAGUUUGUUUGCUAUGUUUUCCAGUGUGCUAAUGAAGCUCUGGUGGAUGAGAUCAUGUUGACUUUAAAGCAGGCGUUCUCUGUGGCCGCCCUCCAGCAGAACAGUAGGACCCAGAGUCAGCAGUGUGACAGCUGUCCCCUGCAGCAGCUGCACAAACUGUGUGACAGAAUAGAGGGUCUACAUCCAUCCAAAGCUAAGUUGGAACUGCAGAAGCAUUUGGCAGGUCUGGAUAAUCAGGAGCAGGCAGCUGUGUUUGAGAGCACCAUGAAAGCCAGGCCUAAGUCGGAUCAGGAAGAGAAUGAGUUGGUUGUGGCAUGUCUAAGACGACUGUAUGAGGACAGACAAAAGACACACACACACAACGGACAAACAAAAAAAGAGGUUGCUGUUAAUGUUGAUAGCAGUGUGAGUUCCAGUCGUGUGCGUCUGGAAGAGUUCAAGACUAGAGCAAAAAGGUCCCUCACUGAAUCACUGGAAGGGAUCUGGAAGGGCGGCAACAAGUCCAAAUCCCAGAGGGAGAACAAUGAAGGAGAGAGCAACUCCUCCAGCUCCACCACACUGAACAGCACAUAUCAGGAAACAUCACUGGUGGAGCCCCUCUGCUCUCUCCUAACCUCCAGUCCACUCCGCUCUCACAAUUCCACAGGGGAUCUGAAGCGUCUAGAAGACUCAGCGAGAGGUCAGGAGGAUCCUGAGAGCCCGCCUCAGGGUUUCAGGAGACGUGCAAGCACAAUUAGUCACUCCCCCAUGCUGUUGUCCUCUGAGCCAAACCUCCCUCCUCUUCAACCUACUGCCGCCACCAAGCCCAAACUGGUCCGACACUACUCCGUCAGCACAGACUCUCCACACCAGAGCAAUCCUUCCUCCCCUCUGGCUUCUUCCUCUCCCGUGUGUCAGCGGCCGUUGAGGCCUCAUACUUUUGCUCUUGAUCUUUCCACCCGGCCCCUCAAGCGGAGUCCAUCAGGGCUGAGUGGCUUUAGAGCGAGAUUACACUCCUCCUCCUCUGUUCCAAAUUUCCUCAAAUUUCUGGCCCCUGUAGUGGAGAGUGAUGAUACCUGUGACUCUCAGAGGAAGAGUGAUGUGGCAGCCCUGUCCAGUCCUGGUGCAAUGUGUGUCGUUGGGGAUGACAGUCCGUUACGUAGCCGUAGACACUCCUGGAGACAACAGAUCUUCUUAAGAGUCGCCACACCACAGAAAGGCUCAGACACCAAAGAAUCCAGCUUAGAGGUUGGCAGCAGAAUGGCGCUGGGAGGUGGAGUGGGGACCGGGGACAGCACCCUGGGGGCAGUGCCAGAGGAGAGGAGAAAGAAGAGUGGUGCAGAGCUAAGAGAAUUAUGGAGGAAAGCCAUUCUUCAACAGAUCCUCCUGCUGCGGAUGGAGAAGGAGAAUCAGAAACUACAAGCUUCAGAGAGUGAUCUGCAGUGCAGACGACAGAAGCUGGACUAUGAAGAGAUCACUCCAUGUCUGAAAGAUGUCACUCUGGUCUGGGAGAGAAUGCUCACCACCGCUGGGAGGUCAAAGGUCAGAUUCGACACAGAGGAGAUCCACACAGCUGUGGGACAAGGUGUUCCUCGUCAGCAUCGAGGAGAGAUCUGGAAGUUUCUUUCAGAGCAGUAUUUGCUGAGGCAGGAAGUGCCCAGCGCCAAACCUCCUAACAAUGACACUCCUUACAAAGAACUUCUGAAGCAGCUCACAUCUCAACAGCAUGCCAUCCUCAUAGACUUGGGACGUACAUUUCCCACUCAUCCGUAUUUCAGCACUCAGCUGGGGGCUGGCCAGCUGUCCCUCUAUAAUCUACUGAAGGCAUAUUCUCUACUGGACCCAGAGGUGGGUUACUGCCAGGGCUUGAGUUUUGUGGCCGGCGUGUUGCUGCUCCACAUGUGUGAGGAGGACGCAUUCCACAUGCUCAAAUUCCUCAUGUAUGAGAUGGGGCUGCGGAAACAGUACAGACCUGAUAUGAUCAUACUACAGAUUCAGAUGUAUCAGCUGUCUCGUCUGUUGCACGACUAUCACAGAGAUCUGCACACUCAUCUGGAACAGUACGAGAUCGGGCCCAGUCUGUACGCUGCUCCUUGGUUCCUCACUGCCUUUGCCUCACAUUUCCCACUUGGAUUCGUGGCUCGAGUGUUCGAUAUGCUGUUCCUUCAGGGAUCAGAGGUCAUCUUCAAGGUUGCCUUGAGUCUUCUUGGCAGCCACAAGCCUCUAAUUCUCCAGCAUGACAAUUUAGAGUCAAUUGUCGAGUUCAUCAAAACAACUUUACCCAAUCUGGGCCUCGUGCAAAUGGAAAAAACAAUCAAUCAGGUGUCGGAGAUGGAUAUCAGUAAGCAGCUGCAGGCCUAUGAGGUGGAAUAUCAUGUUCUUCAGGACGAGCUCUUGGAUGGUCCCUCCACUCUCAGCCAAUCACAGCGAGUUGCCCAGUUGGAGAAGACCAAUGGAAGCCUCCGACAGCAAAACUUAGACCUCCUAGAGGAGCUACAGGUUGCCCACGCUAAAAUCAGAUUUCUGGAGACUCGUGUGGACGGCCUGGUGAAUCGAGAGUCUGAGCUACAGUCGGAGGUAAAGACUCUCCAGCAGGAACAGACCGAGCUGCAGCAGACUGUAUCCAAACUCAGAGAUCUCCUCAGGAGUCUGGGUAUAAACAGCCCCUCCCCUGACCAGGACAACCUCACCGACACAAGCAACAACCAAUAACUGUGCCAGUGAGGAUGCAGAGUCUAGUCUUUAUAAACACUCAACUGUCAUCACCAGUUCUGCUGUCAAGCUCCUCCUGUAAAUAUCACCUCUGUCAUAAUCCUAGGACGGGGUAGGGUUUUUUCAGGGCACUGUAGUUUCUUUACCUGAGAAGAUCUUGGAGAUAUGAUCUUGGUCUUUCUCAUUAGAACUGAUCAAACAUUAGAAACAAAGAUCAAAACAUUAAACAGCUCAAAAGAAUAGCUGAGAUGCCUCCCUUUCUGGUUCUUACAGCUAUCAUGACUGGCUUUUACUUUAUGGACAGAGAAGUUUUGGGUCACUGUUUUUUAAUAGACACUCCCUGCUGUUGUUUUGGUGUUUUUAAAAUUGCAAUGAUGCCAACAAACCUCUCUAAGGUAGAUUUGAUUGGCAUUUAGACAUUAGAUUGACAGUUCCCCAAGCAAGCACUGAACAGCCCAUUGAAAGGCUACGGAUCAAUGCACUUUUGCUGUGCAGUGUAAUGUUUGCACCCUGUUCUUAUUUCGUGUGAAUGUUUGUGUGUGUGUGCAUGUAUGUAUGUGGCAAUCAACCAUUAUAUUCCAGUGCAAUAUAAACAAACAAAAAAAAGACAACCCUCCAGUACACUGUAAACCCGCACAAUCUUCUGUUCUAAAAGAAACCAAAGAGGAGCUUCAUAUCUGAGUGCACUUCCAUAAUCAGAGAAAUCUUUUUUUUUUUUCUUCUUCUUCUUGAGGCUCAGACAGAAUGCAGCUGAUUGACACAUUUCCCAAAAUAGCAUUAACACGAUUCAAGCUACAUACGGUCCCUUUCAUUGUUACACACGAAUGCAAAACUUCACAUAUAAGCUCAGUAUCCAUCAAUUUGUAUGUGCGUUUUGGAUAAUUUGGAUUUUGAGGUUUCCAGCGAUGCGUUUUUAGCUACUUGGCUGCACUGCUGUUAAUGUGGUACCCGAAAACCAAAGACCUUAUUUUUAAUCCUUCUCUGCAACAAACUGUCAGGUGCUUUUAUGUGUGUUAGUGCGUUUGUCUGAGCACACUGUACGCAAAUGUCUGUUUUAAAUUAGUUGUCACCUCUGUAUUUGAGCGUGAAAUAUUUUGGCAGGUGGAAAUACAUUGGAAAAAGGGUUGUGAGUGAAUGAGGAAAGAACAGAUCAUCUUGCUUCAUUUGCGUGACAAUAAGCCCUUACCCUUUGACCUCUUGUGCUUUUCUGGAGAAUUCCAUUUGUGUUUCUCAGUGUUGGAAAGACAAGGACAGACACUGUUAAAACAUCAUUCUUGAUGAAGUGCUUUAUUUUUAUUGGUUUUUAUUGAGAGUAUUAUUCUUAUUAUAUGCAUUAAAAUACAUUUUAAAUUGUUUGA
Messenger RNA from Megalobrama amblycephala (Wuchang bream), 5645 nucleotides. RefSeq names its product TBC1 (tre-2/USP6, BUB2, cdc16) domain family, member 1 (gene tbc1d1). Bases 439 to 4287 code for a protein of 1282 amino acids. The transcript has 24 exons. The record is from RefSeq and is a predicted model, not a curated record. NCBI's taxonomy places the organism in Eukaryota, Metazoa, Chordata, Actinopteri, Cypriniformes, Xenocyprididae.